Rhincodon typus (whale shark) is the source of this 3514-nucleotide messenger RNA. Its product is annotated as trinucleotide repeat-containing gene 6C protein-like. The record is from RefSeq and is a predicted model, not a curated record. Gene Ontology annotation, cellular component: nucleoplasm; P-body. Gene Ontology annotation, biological process: positive regulation of nuclear-transcribed mRNA poly(A) tail shortening; miRNA-mediated post-transcriptional gene silencing. The transcript is spliced from 6 exons. Bases 560 to 3484 code for a protein of 974 amino acids. NCBI's taxonomy places the organism in Eukaryota, Metazoa, Chordata, Chondrichthyes, Orectolobiformes, Rhincodontidae.
AGAACCUACCAAGACCAGUCAAAGCCAGCCACAGCCUGCCAAUUCCUGCAACAGCACUUCCACGACCACCAUUACUAACAGCAGUGGAAGCAAUGGCAAGCGAGCUUCUAUCAAUUGUCAGCAACAGGCCUUGUCCCGCUACCCACCUCGCGAAGUGCCGCCACGCUUCCGGCAUCAAGAACAGAAACAGCUAUUGAAAAGGGGUCAGCCACUGCCACCUGGGACUGUCAUCAGCAAUAGUUUAGCACAAGGUACAGGGCAAGUGGCAGCAAAUUCUUCUCAGCACAGUGUUCAACAGGCAUCAGGUGGACAACAGCAACUCCAGCAUCCCGGCAAAGGACAGACAGAUCUUAGCCACAGUGGUCUGGGAACGCAAUAUGAAAAUUCCCACUGGGGACAGCCCCCCUUUAGGAGUGAACCAAACAGCAUCUGGGAUAAAGUGAUAAUAGACGGAAGUGACAAAGAGGCUUGGCCUUCCAUUUCUGGAAACGAGACUGAAACUGCCUCAGAAUGCACAGACACUGACUCUGCCUCAAACUGUGGCUCAGAUAGUAGUAGCAUGGCUACAGGGAGUGCACCAGGCAAUUUCAAUGGACAAAACAAAAAUUGCAAUAAUGGUGGCAACGGAGUGCUUGUCCAAAGCAGUUCAAACCAGAGUGCCAUUGGAGGUGGAGCAAAUGGUGGAAAUGGAAAUUCAUCCAGGGUGUGGGCUGUUGCCCCAGCAUCUGCCCCUGGUGUAGGGCACUGCUCUGCUCCCAGUGGAAGUGGAAAGAUGGAUAGUAUCGUAAGUGUAAAUCCAAAUUGUUGGAGCACUUCUACGUCUACUGCUGGUAUUAACCUGAAUCUUAAUCCCAACGCCAAUCCAGCUGCUUGGCCUGUAGUUGGUCAGGAAAUUCAAGGAACUGUUGGAGGAGGAAGCACUUCAAAUAUUUGUAAUCCAAGUAAUCCCAUUGAUCAGAAUUAUGGUAACCCUAAUAAUGGUUCAGCAGGUACUUUGAAUACCUGGGGAAAUUUGCUGCAGCAAGAGAGCACAGAUACACAAACGUCCACUUCACAGAAUGUGUCUUUCAGCAUACAACCUCAGAACCUUAACACUGAUGGACCAAAUAACACUAACCCCAUAAACUCUUCACCAAAUCCUAUCAAUGCAAUGCAAGCAAAUGGACUGCCUAACGUUUCUGUACCAGGAGGCUGGGCAAUGACAGUAGGCAUGGGUAAAAUAAACCCACCUCAUCUUCAAAACCUUUCUGGUGGUAGUGGGUCAUCUGCAGUUUCUCAACUCAGUGGGCGCAAUGGCGAAGGAAUGAACAAUCCUUCAUGCAACUCAGUGUGGGGAGUGCCACAUACUAAUCCUACAACCACCAACAGUAACUCUGCAUUUAGUCAGGGGAAUGGAGACACUGUGAAUUCUGCAUUAAGUUUAAGUGCUAAACAAACAUUAGCAAACAAUUCCAAUAAUGCUGUUCAAAAGGAUAUUGGAAACAAUGCUUGGGACUCUGGUCCCCCUACCAGUCCUAGGGUACUGCCAUGGACAAGGGCUGGUACCACUGGGGGCUUGCACUCUGGUCCCAGUAGCAUUGCAGCUUGGGGUAACACACCAUCUAACAGGAACACUAGCAAUGGUGUAAAUGGAGAAUGGGGCAAACUCUCAAACCAGCAUUCCAGUAAUGAAACAAAUGGAAAUGGGAAAGGGUGGGAAGGUCUUUGUGUUAACAACCAAGCACCUGCUUUGCAACAAGGUAAUGAACAAAUUAACUCUUUGGCCAAAUCUUCUGAUUUAGGUGCCACCGGUAGUGAGGGAAGUAAUGAGAGUGCUGGUAGCCAUCAUGAAGGAAGCACCAGCAGAAGUGGAGGAAGACAUAGUAGUAGCCGACGAAAGCCCGAUAAAGGGAUGAAUGAACAGCAAGGGCUGGUCCAGAGUGUUAUGUCAAAGCCAGAUCAUGACCCUAGAGUCUUGUGUAAUUCUGGAUGGGGACAGACACCAGUAAAGCAAAAUAUUUCCUGGGAAAUUCAAGAAUCCCCUAGGUCUGAGCGAAAAAAUGACAAUGGAACUGAGGCCUGGGGUUCUGCUGCUGCCCAGUCUUCAAACUCAGGGGCAAGAAGUGAUGGGUCCAGCAUGAGCAGUACGAAUACCUCUUUAGUAUCUGGUUGGGGAAAUCUUCCACCAACUGUUAUGUCUGAUAACACAGGUUGGGGAGACAAAGUGUCUAAUAGCCAGGGGGGAUGGGGAGAUUCUGCUAAUUCUACUUCUGCUGCUGCCAAAAGUGGCCAUGCCUGGGGUGGGGUUUCUAAUCAGGAGGAGAAACCACCAACCUGGGCAGACUCUCCAAAGCCCAAGUCUCAAAAUUGGGGUGAAGGACAGAAAACUAAUCAAGGUUGGACAUCAGGAGGAGUGGGAGUAGCAGGGAGUGGAGGAGGAGGAGGAGGAGAUUGGACUGAUACUGCUGCAGGACCUUUAAGUGAGGCAAAAAAAAAUGGAUCUAGUUGGGAGAAUGAAAACAACCAUACUGGACCCAGUUGGAAUGAGACAACCAGAUCACAGCCUAGUGGAUGGAGUAACGGUACCAACAGCAAACCAAGUUCAAAUACAGGCUGGGGAGAGCCUUCAAAAUCGAGUGCACCACAGAACUGGGGAAAUAAACUUCAGGAUAAUAAUCUUAGCAACUGGGGAGGAGCUGCUUCUGUUAAACAGUCUAAUUCGGGUUGGGUUGGUGGACCUUUACCUACAAAACAGAAGGACAGCGAACCCACUGGCUGGGAAGAGCCUUCCCCACCAUCCAUUCGCCGCAAAAUAGAGAUCGAUGAUGGUACCUCUGCUUGGGGAGACCCAACCAACUAUAAGAAGACUGUAAACAUGUGGGAUAGAAACAAUCCUGUGAAUCAAAGUAGUAGCAACACUGUGGCUGAACAACCACCUCAGCCCCAUCAGUCAAGUGCCACACAAAACCGAUCCCCACUACUUGGUCCAGGCUGGGGAGAAGCACUCAGUGUUCCUACGAAGACUGACAACUCUUGGGGUGAGCCGCCACUUCCGUCUACCACGGUCGAUAAUGGAACUUCAGCAUGGGGCAAACCUCCCAACGGCAGCUCAAGUUGGGCAGAUAAUACUGCAGAGUCAACGGGGAAUUUUAGUAGAGGGAAUGCUUCAGCUGCUGUCCCGACAAUGUGCAAACCAGCCUCCAAAUCUAUGCAAGAAGGUUGGGUCAGCAGUGGAGAUGAAAUCGGCCUGACUAGUAGCCAUCAUUCUAACUGGGAAGAGGAUGAUGGGGAGAUGGGAAUGUGGAAUAACGCGGCUUCUCAGGAGAGCAACUCUUCCUGCAAUUCCUCAGGCUGGGGCAAUGCCAACAAGAAAGUGCAUCAAAAGGGCAUGAAAGCAUCAAAUAAGCAAGAGGAGACUUGGCUUAUGAACCGCCUGAUAAAACAGUUGACUGAUAUGGGCUUCCCUCAUGAAGUUUGUCAUCAACCUUCACCUGCUCCAUUUUGACGUGGAAGUAAUGGUAAUGACAAAUGGCUC